AUCUCCAAUGUUCAAUUCUCUUUUCUUCCCUGUCGUCGGCUUUUUUGGAAGCUUCCAUAUCGCAUUCUCAUGGCGACUGUUGGGAAUGCGGCCCGGCAGAUACGAGAUCGGGCUCUUCGAGAGAGAUCGAUUCGCGUGCUCGUAUCGCCAACGCCAAUCUCCUUCGCCGAGCGUCGCUCAGUUCUGCAGGUGCUGGAGCAAUAUGGCCCUGUCGAGUUCUUCAAGAUGACUCCCGGCUACUACGCCAACUUUGUGUCUAUAACGAGAGAGCCCUCGACCGCCGAAAGAUUGGUAGCCAGCAGCCCCCUAACAUACAAGAUCACGGAGCCUGUCCGCAGCGCGGUGGAAGACAUUUACGUUGCAGAUCUAAACGAACCAGAGAGCUUUAGCACCAUGCAGCCGACAAUAACUGGGCAACAGACGAGCGGCGCGAACUCAUGGUCUGACGGCGCGGGACAGGGACAAGAUCAGGGACGAGAAGCGGAACUAAAGCAAGGGGAGCGAGAGUUCAAACUGGAAAUCUUCCCUGCGCCCGAGUACAAUCAUAGAUUUGCCAUGGCCGGUUCACCGCUGCACGGCAUCUGGAACGAUGGCUACGAACAGGACCAAUCCUUCAUUGCGACGACGCUAAGGCAAUCGCUGCCCAAGAGCAUCGCUAGCGAGGGGCUUGUGCACUGGAUGGUGAGCGGCAUGAAGACGCGAGGAGGGCGGCGGAUGAAGAGGCUGCAGAUCAAGGAAUGGCUUCCCAGCUACAUGAAGAAGGGCUCGACUGAGUAAGAGUAAGCCAGCGACACCAUGCCGCGCUAUUACUAGAUGCGCGGAAAGCUGCGACAGGUGCUACGACAAUAAGGAGGACGAUGCUGGCCCUCGUCCCGCAAUGAAUGCGACAUGACUGAGACCAGACGGCCUGAAUUUUACCGGCGACAAUGGAUGCAAGGCGGUAUUGCAAAUUGCAAGAGGCUGGUGGUCGCACAAGAUGUCACUGCAUUCAAGAAGUCGUUGUCUCAAAGGUGACGCCAAUUAAUUUCCAAAGCCAAGGCAGGGAAACAAACAAACACCAACCAAGCGCGAUUGGGCAAUUGAGGGUUCCCAAAAAUGGAACAAAAGCGCUGGAAAACCAACGUUGAAGACAGUUUUGAGGGAUGAACCAUAACCUAAUUCAGAAGUUGAUGAUGAUGGAUCUGC
Trichoderma harzianum CBS 226.95 is the source of this 1185-nucleotide messenger RNA. RefSeq lists its product as hypothetical. The record is from RefSeq and is a predicted model, not a curated record. The transcript is spliced from 2 exons. NCBI's taxonomy places the organism in Eukaryota, Fungi, Ascomycota, Sordariomycetes, Hypocreales, Hypocreaceae. Bases 70 to 777 code for a protein of 235 amino acids.